UUAGUUCUGCCGUCUGUUAUUUAAAUAAAUAAAUAAAUUAGAAAAAAUAAAUAAAAAACAGUCGGUAGGUCUUUAUUAGAAGUCCAUUAGUAGUUAGGUGGCGACUUUUUUUUCCCACGAACAUGGCGUGUCCUUUUGUUGACGACCCGGUGGAUGAAGGUGCGGUGUUUCUGCGCAGAGAAUUAAAUCUCCGUCGGGAGGUGGUGAUUAAACCGCGCAUCGAUGUUUUAGCCUUUCCAGACACUUUUCUUUUUGAGCGUUACCGUUUCACGUCACAGUCGAUCCUCUACAUCCACAACCUGAUCCGCCCUCACAUCAGAAACAUCACCCACCGCAGCCGUGCUCUCACGUCCCAGCAGAUAUUGUGUGUUGCGUUGCGUUUCUUUGCGAAUGGGAGUUUUUUAUACGAUGUCGGAGAUGCAGAGCGCCUGAGUAAAGCCACGGUGUGCAGGGCGGUCAGGAAGGUGUGCCUCGCCCUCAAACAGAUCUUACCAAACUUCGUGGUUUUCCCUGGACAGAAACCUCUCAGUGCCAUCAAGGAGGAGUUCCACAGGAUUGCAGGAUUUCCCAAUGUGAUCGGCUGCAUAGAUGGCACCCACAUCCCCAUCACUGCCCCCUCGCACAAUGAAGCCGAGUAUGUGAAUAGGAAGUCCAUUCACAGCAUAAAUGUGCAGAUCACAUGUGAUGCUGCACACGUAAUAACCAGUGUGGAGGCCAAGUGGCCCGGGUCAGUUCCUGACUCAAAGAUUUAUCGCGAGUCGAACCUGAGCGACAGACUGCAAAGUGGAGAGCUUGAUGGCCUUCUGCUGGGUGACAGGGGUUACCCAUGCCAACCUAUGCUGCUGACCCCUUACCCUGACCCUGAGCCAGGCCCCCAACAGAACUUCAACCGGGCUCACUGCACGACCAGAGCCCGGGUGGAGAUGACCAUAGGCCUGCUGAAAGCCCGUUUCCAGUGUCUACGUCACCUCAGGAUGAACCCUGAGAGGGCCUGCGAUAUUAUUGUGGCAUGUGUUGUCCUUCAUAACAUUGCCACUAUCAGAGGAGAGCAACAGCCUGCCCCGCAAAUUGAAGAUCCCGAUGAUGACCCCAUCCAGCCGUCAGCUAUGGAGGACGGCAGAGCAGUCAGAGACACCAUAUGCAAUAAUCACUUCAGAGACUGAGUCACCAUCAUCACCACCACCACAGCAGUCAAUUAAAGACAUGAUGCAAGUUUCAUUUGGUCUUCUUUAUUUCCUACAAAUACAAGAGCUGGUGGUUUUGUCAACCGUAACAUUUGUUGACAAAACCAUAACAUUAUUUCCUUUAAAUAUAUAUGAGGCACUUCACUAUUGUCCACCCCGUCAUGUCAUU
Messenger RNA from Myripristis murdjan (pinecone soldierfish), 1353 nucleotides. Its product is annotated as putative nuclease HARBI1. The transcript has 4 exons. The coding region runs from base 123 to 1163 and encodes 346 amino acids. NCBI's taxonomy places the organism in Eukaryota, Metazoa, Chordata, Actinopteri, Holocentriformes, Holocentridae. The record is from RefSeq and is a predicted model, not a curated record.